AUUUACAAUUCACACACAACAAACCCCCACAUGGAUUUUGAUGGCCACCUUGAACGAGACCUUUCGCUCACACUGGCUCAUCUCCAUCUUCGGAUUGGCCCUGUUCCUAGCAGGCACCGUCGUGCUCUACUGGAAUGAGGGCCGUGCGGUGCACGCAAUGAUGGCUCUGGAUGAAGCGUACGACGACAUCUACUCUAUCCAGUUCACGGAGGAGGAGCAGGACCAGACCUUCGAGAACCGCAUCGUGCACAUCUCGGGGCCCAUUCUGGUUGGGGAGCCGCUCACCGAGCCCGACUACAACAUCCAGCUGAUGGCCGUCAAGUUGCGGAGGCGCGUGCAAAUGUAUCAGUGGGUGGAGGAGUCCAUCGAGCACAACUAUGGCGAGAGUGUGGGAACAGAGCAGUCGGACUCGCGCACCUACUACUACACCAGGGAGUGGCGGGACAAGAUCGUGGACUCGCGCAACUUCUACAAUCGCCAUGGCCACACCAAUCCCACACACUUCCCCAUCGAGAGCAACGUGCAGGUGGCCGACGCCGUGUACAUUGGCAGAUACGAGCUUGGGUCGGAGCUGAAGAACAAGUUCCAGGACUACCAGGAGCUGACGUCGGACAUUCGGCCAGAGGACAGCAGUAUCAAGCUCCACCUAGGCCUCUACUAUCACACCAACGAUGUGUUCAAUCCGGUGGUGGGCGACCUGCGCAUCCUCUUCAGCUUCGCCGCCAUGGAGGGGGAGACGUACAGCGUCGUGGGCAAGCUGGAGGGCAACAAGCUGGUUCCCUACGUCACCUCCCGCGGAGUUCGCGUGCUGCUGGUCUAUCCGGGGCCCUUGACCGUACACGAGGUGUUCAAGCUCGAAUCUCGCACCCAGGUGCUGCACACCUGGUGGCGGCGCUUCAUUGGCUGGCUGCUCAUUUUCUUUGGCGUCACCUGCAACUCCAAGAUACUCCGAUUGCUGCUGCUGCGUGUUCCUCUACUCAUUUGUCUGGCGCCCGAUCCGCAGUUCCCAAUGACCGGAAACUUUGUCAUCGCCUUCUCGCUGGCGCUCAUCAAUGCGGCCGUGGCCUGGAUCCUGCAUCGACCUCUGAUCGGGGCCUGCCUCUUCCUGGCCGGAGCCUCGCCCUACCUCUGGUUCACCCGCAGCCUGGUCGACUACCAUCGCCUGGAUUGACUCGAUUGCCGGUUUCCGAUUUGUUUCCUUCGUUCCUUUGGCUACUUAUUUACAGGUUUAUUUAUUCCUUGUUUUACGUUUCACGUUUUACGUCCAAUCAAUAAAAUAAAAACUUAAUAACACUUAA
Messenger RNA from Drosophila persimilis, 1298 nucleotides. It is a transcript of the gene Tmem43, whose product is annotated as transmembrane protein 43 homolog. The record is from RefSeq and is a predicted model, not a curated record. Gene Ontology annotation, cellular component: nuclear inner membrane. The transcript is spliced from 3 exons. Bases 41 to 1171 code for a protein of 376 amino acids. NCBI's taxonomy places the organism in Eukaryota, Metazoa, Arthropoda, Insecta, Diptera, Drosophilidae. Gene Ontology annotation, biological process: nuclear membrane organization.